Messenger RNA from Meriones unguiculatus (Mongolian gerbil), 2586 nucleotides. RefSeq names its product exonuclease 5 (gene Exo5). Bases 1110 to 2228 code for a protein of 372 amino acids. Gene Ontology annotation, cellular component: nucleus. NCBI's taxonomy places the organism in Eukaryota, Metazoa, Chordata, Mammalia, Rodentia, Muridae. Gene Ontology annotation, molecular function: single-stranded DNA 5'-3' DNA exonuclease activity. The transcript has 2 exons. Gene Ontology annotation, biological process: interstrand cross-link repair. The record is from RefSeq and is a predicted model, not a curated record.
GGGGAUGCGGGCAGGGGCGGUCCUCGAACCGCCGCCAGGAAUUCUGGGAGUGGGGCGAAGGACUUCGGGCGCGUUCCCGCUAUCCGAGCCCGGCACGACCCGAGAAGGCAUCCUGGCACGUGGGCUCAGUACGCUUGAGGGUGCGCGUGGCUCCCCCGGGGGGCAGGGGCUGCGUGGGGAGCGGUGAGUGGGAAGCACUCGCCUGCCCGCGUGGAAGCCUGUGACGAGCCAGGGCGCAGAGGAUAAAGACCGUGGCGGGCAGCGAGGCGGGACCCCCGGCCUCAGGCCGCCCUGGGGACCUGGAAGGGCGGAACUGACAGCCAAAUGCAGGGAUUGGAUCAGGUAGCCCCUUCCGGGACACGGGAAGAAGAGGGAAGUUAUGGAGACCUUGCCCUGGAGGGGCCGGUGUUAGGAUUUCUGAUAGACGGCCGUCCCUGCAGUGUGGCUCGAGUGGAAACACCACAGUGUGAGGGAGGGGUCAGCUGAGAAGGGGACAGGAGUCUACAUUCUGUCAUAGCAAGGCCCCAAGGGCCUGCUCAUCUCCCCUCGCUUUGCCAAUUUAAUAUACGCCCUUCCCUGUAAGGGGGAGGGAGAACCGGCCAGCACUGCUCCCAAGUACAAAGAAUACUUGAAAUCAAGGCCAAGAAAAGUAAGAUUUUCCUAAAGUCAUCCACAGUGUGUUAGUGGCAGAUCGACAAGUAAAACAGAAUAGUUCUACGGUUAAAAUUCUGCUGGGCUAUGGUUAUAACUCAGUGGCAGACCACUUAAAUUAACUUGUGCAAUGACCAGAAUUCUCUCUCUAAAAGUGAAAACAAAAAUAGACAUGGAUAAAUGGAUGAUAAAUACAAAGACUCAUUUUUUAAAGUGUACCUGUGUGUAACUCAUUGACAUUACUAACUAGUCAUAAAUAACUCGGCUUCUUAGGGCUAGAGAUGUGGUACAGCACUUGCCUAGCGCACAGACGACCUUGGAUUCAGUUCCCGCUACUGAAAUGAAUGAAUGAAUGAGUCAGCCACCACCAUGAUUCUUUUUAUCCCAUAGGAAUUUGCAAGUCUGACAGUGUUUGGCCUGUUAUCUGUGUCCCUCCUUGUUCAGUCUAGUGCUGUGCCAUGGCCGAGGCUGGGGAAGAGGAGACAGCUUCAGUAGAAGCCUCGGGGUUCUCAGACUUGAGUGACUCCGAGUUGGUAGAGUGUCUGGACCUGGAAGAUGCCAAAGCGUCGGCCGUUUCACUUAGCAAACCUGGCUCUUCUGAGCUCCCUGGGAAGGAUGAUAAACCUGUAAGCUUGCAAACCUGGAAAGAAGGCUUGGAUGUCCUGUCCCCCAUGGAGAGAUUCCACUUGAAUUAUUUAUACGUCACUGACCUGUGUACCCAGAACUGGUGUGAAUUGCAAAUGGUGUAUGGGAAGGAACUUCCUGGGUCGUUAGCACCUGAGAAGGCAGCUGUUUUGGACACUGGUGCUAGCAUCCACCUUGCCAAAGAACUAGAACUUCAUGACCUUGUGACCAUCCCCAUCACCACCAGAGAAGAUGCUUGGGCAGUUAAGUUUCUAAACAUAUUAUCAAUGAUUCCCACCCUACAGUCCGAAGGGCGCAUCAGAGAGUUUCCAGUGUUUGGGGAGGUAGAGGGAAUAUUUCUUGUUGGAGUGAUUGAUGAAUUGCACUACACAGCCAAGGGGGAACUGGAAUUGGCCGAACUCAAGACACGGAGGCGCCCUGUGCUCCCCCUGUCAGCACAGAGAAAGAAAGACUGUUUUCAAGUCAGCCUCUACAAGUGUCUUUUUGACGCCAUGGUACAAGGGAAGGUGACCCCUGCUAGCCUGGCCCACCACACAAAAUUGUGUCCAGACAGGCCGCUGGGACCUGCCGUGCUCAGGCAUGCCAGACAAGGGGGCGUCUCUGUCAAAUCUUUGGGUGACCUCACGGAGCUGGUCUUCUUAUCUCUUACGCUGUCUGAUCUCCCGGCUAUUGAUACCCUAAAACUUGAGUAUGUCCAUCAGGAGACCGCCGCGGUAUUGGGCACAGAGAUUGUCGCCUUUGAGGAGAAAGAAGUGAAAAGCAGGGUGCAGCAUUACGUGGCCUACUGGAUGGGCCACCGAGAUCCUCAAGGGGUUGAUGUGGAAGAGGCAUGGAAGUGUCGGUCCUGUGACUAUGGAGACAUCUGUGCGUGGCGGAGGGACGGUGGAGCGCUCAGCUCUCCUUUGGAGCCCAAAACCAAGAAGUUGAAAUGAAUGAAAGGUCGGCAACGUCGAUCGUUUCUGCUCUCAAUAUAUCGAAGAAGACCAGUCUCUCAGCUUGGCUUUCAUGGGUGUUUUUUAUUUUUAUGUCUACAACCUUUAAUAACAUUGCAACCCAGGCCCAAAGAUCAGGAAUGUAUGGAGAGAUGUGGAUUAGAGUGACCUUGGAGCUUUGAGAUGAAUCACAAAAAAAGACAGAUAUCCAUCAUGUCUGCUGCAAAGGUAUCUGUAACUAAUCACUGUUUUCUCAAGGAAAGUCUUUGGGUUCUGAUAAAUCUUUUUUUCUUGAUGAAAAAUUUUUUUUUUUUUUUUUUUUUUUUACAUUUUUCACAAUAAACAUGAAAUGCUCUCU